ACAUGAUGAAGUUAACUUGGAUGUUAUUUUUUAUAAUAUCGGUUUCAUUUGCUUCUGAUACAGCUUCAGUAGCAGAAACCAAGACAAAAUGCAAACCAUAUAGAGCUUACUUAUUCUGGGACAUCUGCAGUAAUAACAAAAUAUUUUACACACAAAGAAAUGCUAUUAGUAAGUUAAUAAAAGACAUGUCAAAAGGCUCUUUAGUUCAUCUCACACUCAUAGGAGCAAUUUCUGAAAAAACUAUCGACAUCUUCAUAGGCAAAUCAGAAUGGCAGAAAAUUAUAUCACAACUUGAACCUGAACGAGAGAGUAUGAAGCGAAAAAUCAAAUUCAAACAUAUUAAAAGAGCAAUAGAUGGUACACGAGGUCGUCACGAUGCGCAAGAAAUUGCAACGUUGAUUUUCUUUGUUUUGGACAAAGAUUCGGAAAUAAAGAAAAUGGAAAGGGUUAAUCAAUAUUUGGAAGACAAAUUGACAUACGUAAUGUUCAUAGGAGGAAAAGAUAUGUCAUUCACUUUUGUCAGUAUUGCCACUGACGAAAAACAUAAAUUUAAACUGAGCACAAGUGAAGACAAUGACAUAGGAGGGCUUCUGGAAGUUGUGUGUAAAGAUACAAGGCUAUUGUGUGGUACCGCUUACUUCUGGAACGGCAAAACCUGUUAUAGAUGUUCGUUUAUAUGUAGUUCUGAUAAAUCGGAAUACUGCAGACAAGAGUGCCUCU
Ruditapes philippinarum (Manila clam) is the source of this 720-nucleotide messenger RNA. RefSeq lists its product as uncharacterized. Lineage: Eukaryota; Metazoa; Mollusca; Bivalvia; Venerida; Veneridae. The record is from RefSeq and is a predicted model, not a curated record. The annotation marks the transcript as partial. The transcript has 3 exons.